GAUGUUAGCAGAACCGAUUACCCUUCCUCAAUCGAUAUCACGUGGAGGAAGUUGUUGAUUUCUCGUUAGGAUUGGUUCACCUCCUGGAUUUAUGCCGAAAUUUGAUAGGAUGCAACGUGACAGGGACACCUCCGGCUCUUACGCCCGCAAGCCCAGACACCCACCGGGUCUCAAGGGCAAGGACAUUGGCCUUUACUACCGCAAUCUCGCCCGGCAGCAAAAGAAGGACAGAGGCGAGGAACAGCCGCAAAUCCGAUUGGGCUGCAAUGUCAGCGUUCCCAGUGGCGUCCUAGCGCGCGUCAAGGAGUUCAUGGAGGAGUACAACCGAGCACCGACCAGGGAUAAACGCGAUGUGGAUGCCCAGUUUAAGCGGCAGUUCCGGCAUCUUUUGAAAGUCAAUUUCGAGGACUUUGUGGCGGAGACCAAGGAAAAGAACGAGGGCUUGGACUACACCAAUGCCAAGCUGGACGAGACGCUGCAGCUGGAGCUAGAGCAGCGCCAGCUGGAGGAUAAUGGCAGGGAACGCCUGGCGGCGCGAAAUAAACUGCCCACCAUGAAGUACGCCAAGAAAAUCGUCAAGGCUGUGCGGAAAAACCAAGUCAUCCUGAUCGUAGGCAGCACGGGCUGUGGCAAGACCACGCAGGUACCACAAAUCCUCCUGGACGACGCCAUUUCCCGGGGCUGUGCCUCGUCGUGCCGCAUUGUUUGCACCCAGCCACGAAGGAUUUCGGCUAUAACCAUUGCCGAAUGGGUUAGUUACGAGCGUUGCGAAAGUCUGGGCAACUCGGUGGGCUACCAGAUUCGCCUGGAGAGCAGGAAGCCCCGCGAAAGGGCUUCCAUAACGUACUGUACCACAGGAGUUCUGCUGCAGCAGCUCCAAUCUGAUCCAUUGAUGCACAAUCUGAGUGUCUUGAUCUUGGAUGAAAUCCACGAACGCAGUGUGGAAACUGAUCUAUUAAUGGGUCUUCUGAAGGUUAUUCUGCCCCAUAGACCCGAUCUCAAAGUAAUCCUUAUGAGCGCCACUGUGCGGGAGCAAGAUUUCUGCGACUAUUUCGACAACUGUCCCAUGUUUAACAUCGAAGGCGUAAUGUUUCCCGUUCAAAUGCUUUAUCUGGAAGAUGUCCUGGCCAAGACGAAUUACGAGUUUCAGAAGUCCCGCGAUCGCCGUCCAAAGCGUGAUCGCCCUGAGCAGCGUAUGAACCAUGCAGCGAUGAUAGAACCUUAUCUGCGGCGCAUCAGGAACUCGUACGACAGUCGAGUGCUGGAGAAAUUGCGUCUGCCGGAAUCGGAGGGCUGUGAGGACAUAGAUUUUAUAGCCGAUCUCGUUUACUACAUAUGUGAGAACGAGCCAGAGGGUGCCAUUUUGAUCUUUCUGCCGGGCUAUGAUAAAAUCUCGCAGCUGUACACUCUCCUGGACAAACCAAAAACUCCGAAGGGCCAAAGAUGGAGAGCUCACAUAGCAGUCUUUCCUUUACAUUCCCUAAUGCAAUCAGGGGAACAGCAGGCGGUGUUCAAACGUCCACCAGCGGGCAAACGGAAGGUCAUCAUCUCCACGAUUAUUGCCGAAACCUCGGUUACCAUUGACGAUGUGGUUUAUGUGAUCAACCCUGGUCGCACGAAGGCCACCAACUAUGACAUUGAAACUAACAUACAAAUGCUUGAGGAAGUGUGGGUGACCAAGGCAAAUACGCAGCAGCGGAAGGGCAGAGCAGGUCGAGUUCGGCCUGGAAUAUGCUAUAAUCUGUUCAGCCGUGCUAGGGAGGAUCUGAUGGCCGAUAUUCCAACGCCGGAGAUACUGCGCUCCAAACUGGAAUCCAUAAUUUUAAGCCUGAAGCUCCUGCACAUCGAUGAUCCGUAUCGGUUCUUGCAAACACUGAUUAAUGCCCCCAAUCCCGAUGCCAUUAAGAUUGGAGUGGACCUGCUGAUGCGUAUUGACGCACUGGACAAGACGGGCACCCUCACACCGCUGGGCAUGCACUUGGCCAAGCUACCCAUCGAUCCGCAGAUGGGCAAAAUGAUACUGAUGUCGGCUCUCUUUUGCUGCUUGGAUCCCAUUACUUCGGCGGCGGCUGCCUUGUCGUUCAAGUCGCCGUUUUACUCGCCCUUGGGACAAGAAAGUCGAGUGGACGAGAUCAAGCGGAGAAUGUCCAACAAUAUGCGUAGUGAUCAUCUGUUGGUGCACAACACCAUUGUUUCCUACCGUGAAAGUCGCUAUGCGCAUGCGGACCGUGACUUUUGCUAUCAAAAUUUCCUCAGCUCCAUGACACUGCAGCAGCUAGAGAGGAUGAAGAAUCAGUUCAGUGAACUUCUAUACAACUACAAAUUUCUUACAUCCUCCAACUGCAAGGAUACUGCAUCCAACAUGAAUUCAGAAAAGAUUCCCUUGUUGAGGGCCAUAAUUGGAGCUGGUCUUUAUCCCAACAUGGCCCACUUGCGAAAAUCGCGGCAGAUUAAGAACCGAGUGCGUGCAAUUCAUACCAUGGCAACGGACGAUGGACGCCGUGUGAACUUCCAUCCCUCCUCGGUGAACAGCGGCGAGAGUGGCUUCGAUUCGGAAUAUUUUGUCUAUUUCCAGCGACAGAAGUCCACUGAUCUUUUUCUCCUAGACUCCACAAUGGUUUUUCCCAUGGCGCUGAUCAUUUUCGGUGAUGGCGUGGAGGCAGGGGUAACCGAAAACAAGCCGUAUUUAUGCGUGGCCAAGACUUAUUACUUCAAAUGCGAUCAAGAAACUGCCGACGUAGUCCUAGAACUGCGUGGCAAUCUGGAAAAGUUGCUGCUCAAAAAGGCUUUGUAUCCGGCACCCAUUGAAGAUAAUGGAUAUGAAAAGCAGUUGAUAAAAGCUAUCGAAUUGCUUCUAUCGUUAGACGAAAGUAUGGGCGAGGACUAUAUGUCCUCCGAUGAAAUUGAUGACAUCUAACCUGACUCAUUAGCCUGGUGUUUUAAUUUAUUGUUUAGCAAAACAUUGUAUAUGUUAAUAAUA
Messenger RNA from Drosophila subpulchrella, 2980 nucleotides. RefSeq names its product ATP-dependent DNA/RNA helicase DHX36 (gene Rhau). Lineage: Eukaryota; Metazoa; Arthropoda; Insecta; Diptera; Drosophilidae. Bases 92 to 2917 code for a protein of 941 amino acids. The record is from RefSeq and is a predicted model, not a curated record. Gene Ontology annotation, cellular component: intracellular anatomical structure; nucleus; cytoplasm. The transcript is spliced from 6 exons. Gene Ontology annotation, molecular function: ATP binding; G-quadruplex RNA binding; DNA helicase activity.